Molecule: messenger RNA, 7830 nt
Organism: Lutzomyia longipalpis
Lineage: Eukaryota; Metazoa; Arthropoda; Insecta; Diptera; Psychodidae
Gene: Tao
Product: serine/threonine-protein kinase Tao
Exons: 11
Coding region: 759-3647 (962 amino acids)
Biological process (GO): protein phosphorylation
Molecular function (GO): ATP binding; protein kinase activity
Source: RefSeq, a predicted model, not a curated record
GGGCUCAGAUUCGUGGAUCGGGGCUGAGUGAAUCACCCCUUAGUUUAUGUGUGUGUCCAGAUAACAAAUAAUUGGCGAAAAUAUUGAAAUUACGCCCUUUCUGUGGACACGGGACACCGUGAAAAGUGCAAGAGUGCUGUGUAUAAUGGCAAAAGGAUCACAUUGCAGUGCACUGACCAUCCUGGGACUGGGCGUGCAGGUGUUUUCGCUCGAAAUCCGUGGCCGUCUGCUCAAUUGAAAAAAAUUGAACGCCACCAUUUUGAUUUUGGAUGGAAGGAGACCCAUCCUCCAUCCCCCGAAGGAUGUCUCAAGAGAUCACCGUUGUGUGUUUUCAGUGAAGGACACUACGCCGUGCUGUGUGUGCGUGAAUUUCUUUUUCGUCAAUCCGUGGGCGAGGACGAAGAAGGAAAAGAAGAAAUCAACCACCCCGUGUGGAACAGUUUUUUGAUUAUUUAUCAGUGCCCAGAGAGACGAGAGAAGAAAGUUUUUUUUUGUGUGUGGUGUGUGGAUAAAAAUCGAUAAGUUCACUGUGAAUUUAGCUAUAUAGGUGCGGUGGAGGCAAGAGAGGGCAACCACACUGCCAGUAUCAUAAAUUUUCUCACAGUGACUCUUAUUUGGUCAGGAAGUGCUCGAGAGUGUGUGCAAUAAAUUCCCCCCUAAACAACGGGUGCAUUACUCCCAGCAGUCAAAGCAUAUUCUGUAGGAGGGCUCCAAACCACUUUGUCACCUGGUGGGAGUGAGCAAGAAGGGGCUGCAAGAUGCCAUCGGCACGCCCUGGCUCACUGAAGGACCCAGAAAUUGCGGAUCUCUUCAAUAAGCACGAUCCGGAGAAGAUUUUCGAUGAUCUCCGUGAAAUUGGUCAUGGAUCCUUUGGGGCUGUCUACUAUGCCAGGUGCAAUCUCACGCGUGAGAUUGUGGCCAUCAAGAAGAUGUCCUACCUCGGGAAGCAAAGCAUGGAGAAGUGGCAGGAUAUUCUCAAGGAAAUCCGAUUUCUUCGGCAACUCAAUCAUGCCAAUACGAUUGAGUACAAAGGAUGCUACCUGAGGGAGAACACAGCAUGGCUCGUGAUGGAGUACUGUGUGGGGUCUGCUUCGGAUAUAAUUGAGGUACACAAAAGGCCACUACGUGAGGAAGAGAUUUCUGCAAUUUGCGAAGGAGUUCUCCGUGGUUUAGCCUACCUGCACCACCUGGGACGGAUUCACAGGGACAUCAAGGCAGGAAAUAUUCUGCUGACUGAGCAGGGAAUUGUGAAAUUGGCAGACUUUGGGAGUGCUGCCAUCAAAUGUCCAGCCAAUAGUUUCGUGGGUACGCCCUAUUGGAUGGCGCCAGAGGUGAUUUUGGCUAUGGAUGAGGGUCAAUACGAUGGGAAGGUGGAUGUGUGGUCACUUGGGAUAACAUGCAUAGAGCUAGCUGAGCGGAAGCCACCGUACUUCAACAUGAACGCCAUGUCGGCUCUCUACCACAUUGCCCAGAAUGAUGCACCAACACUCCAGGGUGAGGAGUGGUCUGAGACAUUUUGCAAUUUUGUCGAAGUUUGCCUCCGGAAGUCACCCUACGAUCGUCCAACGUCGUCCAAAUUACUCUCACACGCCCUCGUGACGCGUUCACGUGCUGGGAAUGUUCUCAUUGAGCUGAUUGCGAGGACAAAGGCCGCUGUGCGGGAAUUGGAUAAUCUGAACUAUCGCAAAAUGAAGAAAAUCCUCAUGAUUGACUCAUGCGAGACGGAGAGUACAAUGGGUGAUGCUGAGGAUACGCCAGAUGAGCAAACUGGUGGCGAUAGUAGCAAGAGCAACAGCAUCACAUCGGAGCACUCAAUGCACUCCGUGGGACCCGUAACAAGCCAAGAUUUGCACUUUCACUCCCAAUCGGCAAACUCCAUUCAGGGGAUACAUUCCCUUGGGCCGGGCGCUAUGGGUGGCAUGGGGAUGGGUGGGCAGGGAAGUAGUGGGCAACAUGGUAUGAAUAUGGGCGCAAUCACGCGCAAUCCAUCGCGCAAUCGGAUGCCACCGUUGAUGCAUGCCAACAGCACACCGUCGCCGGUGAAUCACAUUGGGCCGCCAGGUGGGCAAAUGAUGCCGGGUGCAUCGAGAAUUAGUGGUAUUCAUCAGCAUGAGCAUCCUGGAGUGCAGCAACAGGCCAUGGUGAAUGCAAUGCACGAACAUGGACCCAAUAAUUUUGCCACCAUUCGCACCACGAGUAUCGUGACGAAGCAGCAAAAGGAGCACAUGCAGGAGGAAAUGCAUGAACAAAUGUCGGGAUACAAGAGAAUGCGCCGAGAGCAUCAAGCUGCACUUUUGAAGCUUGAGGAGAAGUGUAAAGUAGAGAUGGAAGCUCACAAGGCAGCUCUGGAUAAGGAAUACGAUGCACUUCUUCAUAAUUUCACAAGAGAACUCGAGAGAUUGGCUCUAAAGCAUCAGCAGGAGAUUGAAAGGCGAAUUAAGCAGAACAAUGUGGCAGAGAAGAAGCUUUUCAAGGAGAUCUCGAUGAAGCAUGAGAGCGAUAGGAAGGCAUUUGAUUUACAUAGGAAAAAAGAGUACAAGGCGAACAAAGAACGGUGGAAGCGUGAAUUGUCAAUGGAUGAAUCAACGCCCAAGCGUUUGCGCGAUGCAACAUUGCAAUCGCAAAAGGAGAACUUGAAGCAGGCUGAGGCACAAGAGGAACAACGACUUCUCAGGGUGCAAAAGAAUUACAUUGAGUUGGAAAUGAGGAAGUUUAGAAGGAGAAAGACACAAGUUCUUCAUGAUUUGGAGAAUCAACUCUUGAGAGAUGAAUUGAGUAAGAAACAACAGCAGCUUGAGCAGGCUCACGGGAUGCUGCUGAAACACCACGAAAAAACUCAAGAGUUGGAGUAUCGACAGCAAAAGAGUGUCCACAAUUUGCGCGAGGAGCAAAUAACGAAGCAACAUUCAACGGAAUUGCAAAACCAAAAGGACUACAUGGAUCGUGCGGAGAAGGAACUCAUGCGGAAGCAUGCAUUGGAAUUAAAGCAGCAACCGAAGAGUUUAAAGCAAAAAGAACUUCAAAUACGUAAACAGUUUCGUGAAACGUGCAAGACACAAACGAGACAAUAUAAAGCGUUAAAGGCGCAAAUAUUGCAGACAACACCGAAGGAUGAACAAAAAGCUGUGAUAAAACAAUUGAAAGAGGAGCAACAUCGCAAAUUAACUCUUCUUGGUGAUCAGUAUGAGCAGAGCAUUGCAGAUAUGCUGCAGAAACAGAGUUUGCGUCUGGAUGAGAGUCAGGAGCUUGAAUGUCAGCAGCUGAAGGAUAAGCUAAUGUACGAAUUGGAAAUCCUUAUGGCCUAUCAGAAUAAGAAUCGCAUGCAAGCUCAGGCACAGAGAGAUCGCGAGAGGAAAGAACUCGAAGAUCGGGUUAAUGUAAGGAGGGCUCUGCUUGAGAAUAAGAUGGAGGCUGAAUUGCAGCAAUUCAGUCAGGAGCGCACUGAACGAAUUCGGGAAUUGCAUGAGAAGCAUGAGAAAGCCAUGGAGAGCUUCAAUGAAGAAUCCGCUCGAAUGGGUUUCAGUGCCCUCGCUCUGGCAGAGGCAUCCAAGGAAACAUAUCCGGAUGAAGAGGGAAGCUUGUCCGGAUCCAUGAUAAGCUUAGCCCAUAGCAAUAGUUCAACAAGUUUCCCCGCGGGUUCUCUCUAGCAGAGCGACCACAAUUCAGAUUCAUGGAAGAGGCGUUCAAUGUAGAUAUAUUUACAAUAGUUUUUUUUUUAGAAACGAGAGAAUAUAGAGUAUAAAAAAAAUUUUUCUCUGAGUUUCCUACCCCCCAACGGAAUAAAAAAGAUUUUUAAGGAAGAAAAUAUACAUAAUAGAUUUAAUCUACAGCGGAAAUGGAGUUUUUGUUCAUAAUACAUCGUUCCAUAGAUGAGGAUUAUUUGUUUUUUCUUAGAGAAAAUUCUAAUCCUACACACAUUCAGUAAAAUGAAGAAAAAAAUCCAAAUAAUUAUAAAACAUUAAUCUUAAACAAAAAAUAGAGUUCGUGAAAAGUUCUUUAGCAAUUAAACAAAGAUAUUGAAAAAAAAAAGUAUAUUUCUCUCGCAAAAUUUGUAAACAUAUUAAUAUAAAACAUUCGAAUACGAAUGAAAUACUCACAGUAAAAAGUAAUAUGUUGCGAAAACAAUUAUGCAGAGAAAUCAACCACGUAGUCCCAUCCCAAUACACAUUAUUUGCAGGAAUGGAUGAGGGGAUAGAGAGGGGAGAAAUAUGUAAAAGUAAGUAGUUUAGAACAAGAACAAGUAAAAUGAAGAAAAAAAACAUACACAUUAAAUAAGUCCUUCAGAAUAAUAAUCAUAACCAAUUAACAUGAUAGAAAAAAAGCAUAUUUUUGUAUUCGUAGGCCGGAAUUUGGAAAAAAAAGAAGAUUUAAGAAAAAAUCGCGAUAAAUUGCCUAUCCUCUCCUAAUUUUUAUUUUGAAAAAUCAAUGAAAAAUAAAGUAGAUUUAUCUUUGGACUAAAAAAGGAGUUAAGAUAGAGCAUGAAAAAAUCCUACUAAAUUAUUACAUUCAUCAUUAAAGGAAAAUCUUUAAAAGAAAAAUUAGUGUUGCUUCAUGUUGCAAAAAAAAGGCAAAGAUAGAAAUUAACGAGAAAAUCUGGAAAAGUCUUUUUAUCAAAAUGAAGGGAGAAAAUUAGAAGAAGAAAACAGUGACAAUUAUUUUCUUAAAGCUAGUCUUCCUAUUUCGUUGUUAUUUGCGCUUAUGUUUCGACAGAGAUGGGAGAAUGAUGCGAAAAAGAGAGAGAGGAAAAGAAGUUAGAUUAGAAAAGUCGCUUUUAAUUUAAAAUAAAAUGAUAGCAUAAAAUGAAUUAUAAGAACAGAAAAAAUUUCAAAAAAAAGAAUCACCGUUUUUAACCCACAAACAGGUAUUUUGAGCCUAAGAAAUAUUGCGAUAAGUUUUCAUUUUGAAUGUGCAAAUGAGGUAAGAUUUUAUGGAAAUUUACCUAAUCGGAAAUUCUUUUUUUUUCUUUGUUAAAUGUUGAUUUUAAGGCAACGGGGGUUGAUUCUAAUAAAAAUCUUUUCUUUUCUAUUUUAACAAAUUAAAAGUUGUUAAAUCGUUCUAUUGUCGUUCUAUAAAAAAACAAAGAAUUUUUCUUUAAGAAAACGUUCAGAAAGAUCUUUUAAGAGCGAUGGAAAAGUAAUUUUCUUUCAAAAACCCGAUUAAAGAAACAAAUAAAAUUACAGAAUCUUAUAAGAUUUUUCCCAGAAUACCAAAAAUCUUACAACUGACGAAUUGUGAGAUAAGAAAAGAUUUUUCAAUAUUUACCCGUAAUGCCGAUUCUCCUUAAAAAAAUCUUUUAUUUCCUUAAAAGUAUAAAAUUGUAAGAUUAUGACAGUUUGUUCUCUUUCAAAUAUUUUUUUAUUGAGUUUUUUUUUAUCUUUUUCUAAAGAUUAAAAAAAUAAUAAAAAUGGUCUUCUUUUCAAUUUGAAAGAAAAUAACAAGAAAUUAAGAUUUUUGAUUAAUUGUAAAAUCCAUUGCAAAGGAUAAAGAAAAGAAAAAAUAAGUAUUUAGGCAAAUUUUCUUAAAUCUUAAGUCUCAUUAAGACAAGCUCUCAUUAUUAAAUUAUUUAAAAGUCACAAAAUUCCGCAGUUCAUUGUAAAAUCGCAAUCUUUAGGAGUUCUAGGUACUUGGACAUUUUAUUUGAUCUAAAAAAAUACAAUUUUAAAAUAUAUAUUUCGAGUGCUCUAAAUUCUCUAAAGAUUGCUUUUUUAUCGCUUAAGAAAUUUCAAAAGACAAAGAAUAUAAAUUAAAAAACAAAACAUGUACAGAACAGUAACUUAGCGCUUGAAUUAUUUAAAAAUUUAGCUAAAUAAAUUCAAUUUUUCUUUGCAAAAUUCUCAGUAAAUGUAUAAAAAUUAUACAGCAUCAUAAAACAAACUUUUUUUGCAGAUUGCAAAAUGAAUUAAAAAAAACAAAGAUAAUUAACAAAUCACACACACAAUACAUAAAAAAAAAUGAAAAUUACCUUAUUUUAGAAAACCUCCUAAAACAUUAUAGGAUAUUAAAUUAAUUACCUAAUCUUAAUAACAAAAAAAGAGAAAAAAAAUAUUAUAAAAAGCUAGAAAAAAAGAAAGACGUAGGGAGAUAAAAAUUUAGAAUGAAGAAUAAAAGAGUUCAAGUAGAUUGAAAAAAAAUGCUAUGUAGAAAUUCGUCGCGAUUUUCAUUUUGUUUUUUUUUUAGUUUUUUUUGUAAUUCAAUUGUUAUCUUUUAUCUUAAAUAUUAUUUAAAAGAAAAGAAUGUGUAUUUUUUCGAAUUCGCGAAAUUCUAUAAUAUGGAAAAAAUACGUGAAAAUGUUAGAAGAUGAAAAAAUGUGCUGUAAAAAUUUUAAUUUUGUUAAAUAUUUUUAUUCGUUAUGUAAUUUUUUUUCCAUUUCUUCGUCCUUUUCACUCCAACUUUUCCUUCCUUUCAUGAUUUUUAAACAAAUGAAAAUUUAUUUAUUAGAGCGCAAGAGAAUAUAAAAGAGAGAGAAAAGGGAUGUGGAGAAUUUCUUGAGAAAAAAGAAAUUUGAAAAGCGGUAAAUAAUUCUUUUAGGUUAAAGAAAAUUAAAAAAAACACAAAAAAGUCCUUGUUUUAAAUUUUGCUGAAAGAGCGAUGAUAAAAAUAAUAUAGAAAUGAGAAAAGAAAGCAUAAAGAGAUAAUAAUGUGGGAAAGAGAUGUGAGAAAGAAAGUGUGUGAGAAAUGAGGAAGACAUUAGUUAUUGCUCUAAAUUAUUAUGUAGUUAAUGAUAUUUUUUGUUUUGUCGAUGUGUCAAUUUAAAUUAAAUUGCAGACUCUGAAAAGGAGACAGAAAGUAUAUAAAGAAAAGGAUGCAUGAAAAUUGUCUUCUAUAUGGGAUGGUGGAAAAUGAAAGGGAGGAAUGUCUUUGCAAGGAAUCACAUUAAAGGAGUUUUUAUGAUUUUGGAAAUACUUAAUUAUUUUUCAAUUGAACAGCACUUACUCAAAAUUGAUUUAUUUUUUUCAAAAGCCCUUAAACAGUUUGAUCAGUCUUCUAUAUGGCAGGAAAAAUGAAGAUUUAGAAAGAGAAAGUUAAUUGGAAUUUUCUCCGUUAAAUUAGAUAAGCGUUUUGCUUUAUAUGGCGUCUAAAAUGAGCUUUAAUGCAGAAAUAAUCCAAAAAGCUUAACUAAUAAAAACUUCAAAUUAAAAGGUUUUCAAAAGUCAUUUUUAGAAAAUUAAAAAAAGGAACAAAACUACAGUCAAACCUUAAACAAAACCCUAAUUUAUCAAUUUUUCUCUUUCAAGAAAAAGGGUUUUUUUUUCUUUCAAGUAAAUAUGAAACAUAUCUUGUUUUUUUUUUAUCACAUGGCAUGUAAAUAUUGAAUGAGUAAAAUAUUGAUUUCUUAUCACCACAAUGAAAGAAAAGUUGAACUAAAUAAAUGCGAUAAAAGUAGCGUUGACUCUCAAAACUUUGAUCCAAAAUCAAACUUGCGUUGGCGUAUGCACGCAUGAAAAUUAAGUAUAUAGUGGAAACACAAAUCAUUUCAUUAUUUAAAGAAGAAAAACUCUAAUCAAAUAGACGAAAUAAAAGCAAAGAAUGAUAAAACUAUAAAAUGAAAAAAAAAAAAAGAAAAAUAUUCUGUAAUAAUUAUUACACAAUUAAACCUCAAGCAGUGAGUGAAGAUUUUUCUGUGGAAAGAGAUAAAAAACUACAUAAAAAAUAGUAAUGUAAUUUAUUUAAUAAUUAAUUCAAAUUGUUUAUGCGUGUUUUUAUCUCCAAAAAAUACUAUAUAGAGAUGCGAGAGUGGAAUGUGGCGUGGAAGGACAAAAAUAGGAAAUAUUCAUUUUGAAACCAUAUUAAAAAAAAUGAUGAAAAAUAAAAGAAAAAUUCUAUAAAAUA